CCAAUUGUGUGGCUGGCAAGAGGAAAACUAAAACUUUUAAAUGCAAUUUUAAAAAGUGCUUAGUGAAGUGAAUUCAUCAAGAGUCAAAGACAUUUUUCAGCAUUUUGUUGGAAAAAACUGCAAAGCAAUUUGGAGACAUUUAAGAGGCGAAAAGGAGAAACAAAAUAAAUAAAAUAUAACAAAUCGAAAUUUUCAACGAAUUCGUAAUGUCCUUUCGUGCUUACGAUCUGAAAACGUUCUUUGAAUAUCCAGCACUCGCCUUCAAGUUGGCUUGUUUCGAGCCAUUCAUGUGUAGUGGCAGCCAGCUUGGCCUUCGGCACAGAUCUUGGUAUCGCGUACAGCAAGUGCUAUAUAUAUGCGGCUCAAUCACGUUGGUUGUGAACGUUUCCGCACUUGUCGCUGGUGUUUUUGUGCCACGUGCAACCCCGGAGGCAGAGUUGUAUUCGAGCAGCGAUUCGCAAGUAUUUGAGGUACUUGCGGUAAUUUCAUACUUUUGUUGUGGCAUUUACAAGAUGUGGACCCUCUUUUGGCGGCGCCAUGAUAUUCUCAAAGUACUGGAAGAAUUCAAGGAUCUAUUUCCGAGUGUAGCUAAACAGAGGAGAUUCGCAGAGUUGAAUGAGUCUGAGAAGGGUCAGAUUGGUUCCGUUGGCAUCUAUCGACUUCGUUAUUAUGAAGAAAAGUCACGCGCUAGCAUGAGACGUCUCACACGUUUCAUAAUACACUGCUACAUCUACUACAAUUCCAUACCGAUUCUCCAGCUGUGCUAUGCGUUUGUGACACAUCAGGAGAAGAUUAUGUACAGAGCUCAAGCGAAUACCUGGUAUCCGUGGCACAAUCACAAUGAUCACUCCUCGUUCAUCGGCUUCAUGGCCGCAUUUCUGACCCAGGCGAUUGCGGAGUAUAUCUGCAUUGUAUUCAUAGUGUGUAGUGAUAAUCUUUUCUGCUUUUUCACCACACAAAUCCUGAUGCACUUCAAUUAUCUGUCCAGUGCCUUGAGUGCGUUGGACGCCAGUGCGCCGAAUGCGCUUCUACAAUUGAAAGCCCUCAUCAGCUAUCACAAUCAAUUGUUGCGUCUCGUUGUGCGCAUUAAUUCCAUAUUCAACUUGACUUUCACCUUGGACUUAAUAAUCACCACUUUUGCGAUUUCUUUAAUGGGCUUGACUAUGGUGUUGGUCAACCUCACUAGUGCGGUGAUGUUUUCGGCAGGCUUCUCUUUCUUCCUGAUUCUCGGUUAUCUAUUUUGUAAGAACGGCGAUGAACUCAUAAGAGAGACCAUGAAGAUAAGUCCAGCAAUUUUCUAUAGCAACUGGUAUGAGGGUUCCUACGAGUAUCGUCGCCUGAUUAUCUUCUUCAUAAUGCGCACAAAAGCCCCUUGCGAAUUUCAAGCCUACGGUUAUACGUCACUUUCGAUGGAGACUUAUAUGAGGAUCUUGAAGCUUUCUUAUCAGCUCUUCACAUCUUUUCGAGCCAUUGAGUAGUGAAACAAUGAACGGAAAUUAUUUCAACAACAUAGUAGAUGCACAAUAUUUUGUACUAGAGGGAAGAGAGAUCUCUGCUUGCAUUUCACAACCGCUACUAGAGUUUAAAGACAAUUGUUAUUAGAUUAUAUAGAAUAUGCAUCUCAGCUACUUAAGUCAGCUAAUAAAUUCGUUUAUUAUUGAUAUUG
Bactrocera tryoni is the source of this 1666-nucleotide messenger RNA. RefSeq names its product putative odorant receptor 69a. The transcript has 5 exons. The record is from RefSeq and is a predicted model, not a curated record. Gene Ontology annotation, cellular component: plasma membrane. Gene Ontology annotation, molecular function: odorant binding; olfactory receptor activity. The coding region runs from base 207 to 1478 and encodes 423 amino acids. NCBI's taxonomy places the organism in Eukaryota, Metazoa, Arthropoda, Insecta, Diptera, Tephritidae. Gene Ontology annotation, biological process: detection of chemical stimulus involved in sensory perception of smell; sensory perception of smell.